Oreochromis aureus is the source of this 1866-nucleotide messenger RNA. It is a transcript of the gene junbb, whose product is annotated as JunB proto-oncogene, AP-1 transcription factor subunit b. The record is from RefSeq and is a predicted model, not a curated record. Gene Ontology annotation, biological process: regulation of cell cycle; regulation of cell population proliferation; regulation of transcription by RNA polymerase II. The transcript has a single exon. Gene Ontology annotation, molecular function: DNA-binding transcription factor activity, RNA polymerase II-specific; RNA polymerase II cis-regulatory region sequence-specific DNA binding; transcription factor binding. Bases 352 to 1341 code for a protein of 329 amino acids. Lineage: Eukaryota; Metazoa; Chordata; Actinopteri; Cichliformes; Cichlidae. Gene Ontology annotation, cellular component: transcription regulator complex.
CCGCCUGAACACACCUCAGCAAGCACCAAGACAAACACAGCGGUAAAUAGGAAUUGCGAGAAAGAAGUUUUUGUUUCACAGGAUUUUGAAGGAAAAAACCACAGCAAACAGGCUCCGGGAAAGACUUUUGAAAUCCGCUGAUACUGAACUCUUGCUGGACUUUCACUAGUUUGUUUCCUUUGCUCUUCAUCCUCGAGUGAUUUUCAUUUUUUGAAAUUUGGAAACACUGUUUAAGAGAGACUACAAGUGCCCGAUUUGAUGCAUGCUCUCUGCUGACACUGACUUUUGUUGAUUACCCAGAGACUGUGUUUCUGUAAGCGGCCGGUAAGCUCACUUUUUUCCUACGACUUUAUGUCUACAAAGAUGGAACAGCCUUUUUAUCAUGACGACUCUUUUCUGUCGGCUUACGGCCACUCAGACGCGGCAAUGCACGACUGCAAACUGCUAAAGCAGAAUAUGAAUUUGAACUUGACAGAGCCCUAUCGCAACCUGAAAUCCCAGCUGAGGGCCGAGACAGACCUGUACCAAGGGGGCCAGCAAGACGUGGGGUCCCUGAAGCUCGCAUCCCCAGAGCUCGAGAAGCUCAUCAUCCAAAACAGUAACGGUGUGAUCACCACUCCCACCCCGGGCCAGUACUUCUACAACCGGGGCAUCACCGAUGAGCAGGAGGGCUUCGCUGAGGGUUUUGUGAAAGCACUGGACGAGCUCCACAAGAUGAACCAGAUGCCCCCCCCUAACGUGUCCAUCGGAGCCGGUGGAGUUACGACGUGUUCGCCGGCGGCCUCUAGCGUCUUCGGCUCCGCCUUGCAGCCCGAGCCCCCCAUCUACACAACACUGAACGCCUACUGCCCGAACACGAACCUAUCUUCCUCAUCCAGCUACCCCACAGCCACCAUCAGCUACCUGCCGCCGCACCAGCAGAGCCACCACCAGCAGAGCUCGACGCACGGCGCGCACGCUUUCCAGCACACCCUCCCCGUCUCCGGACUCCAUCCGCAGCGGCUGGUCGCUCUGAAAGAGGAGCCUCAGACCGUGCCCGACCUGCUCAGCAGCGACGGCUCGCCUCCGAUGUCCCCGAUUGACCUGGAGACCCAGGAGAGGAUCAAGGCGGAGCGCAAGAGGCUGAGGAACCGACUAGCCGCUACCAAAUGCCGGAGGCGCAAGCUCGAGCGCAUCGCACGGCUGGAGGAGAAGGUGAAAGUUUUGAAGAACGACAACGCGGGCCUCUCCAAUACGGCGUCGGUCCUCCGGGAUCAGGUAGCUCAGCUCAAACAGAAGGUCCUGACACACGUGAGCAGCGGCUGCCAGCUGAUGCUCACAAGCAAGCUGGAGGCGUUUUAAAAAUACCAGAGACUACUAAGAAGAAAAAAAAAAAUGACUGAAAAGUGAUAACACUGGAGUCAUGUUCUGCAUGCGCAGCACUGGAAUUACCGGCUCGUGUGUAGUCAGCAUCACAGGGCCGAGGGCUAGGUGUGGACGAUACUGAAGGCUAUUUUAGGGUGAAAAGACUGAUUGUAAUGGUACUUCCGGAUGCUGGACACCCCUCACAGGACCAUUCAACCCUAGAAUCCAGGGCAGCAUCCAGACUGAGCAGACACUGAGCAACACAGUGGGCGCACAUGCCCAUAAGUCGGGUUUACUAAUGGUAGAAAAUGGGAACGAUAAUUUGUUUUACUUUGUACCAUCUUCCUUUUCCCCCUUUGUUUAGUUUUUUUUGUUGGCUGCAUUUAUUCAUUGUGUAAAUUAUUUCAUGUGUCCGGUUGAUCCAGACAAACUGAUGAUGUCCAAUGUUUACAGUGUCUCUUUUUUAAAAAAAUUGUGUUGUAUAUUUAAGUAAAGUGUCUCAAAAAUGAAAAAUGAAAUGGU